Carlito syrichta (Philippine tarsier) is the source of this 2133-nucleotide messenger RNA. RefSeq lists its product as uncharacterized. Lineage: Eukaryota; Metazoa; Chordata; Mammalia; Primates; Tarsiidae. The transcript is spliced from 7 exons. The record is from RefSeq and is a predicted model, not a curated record. The coding region runs from base 1 to 2133 and encodes 710 amino acids.
AUGAGCUCCCCCGACGAGGUGCCUGCGUGGCGCGCCGGUGUGGGCCAGGAGCGGGGGGAGCGGGCCGACCCCGGAGCCCCGUGGGGCCCCGGACUAGGCCUGGACUUGGGGGCGCCGCGGAGCGGCCAGGGCGAGGGCGGGCUCGCAGACCUCGAGGGCUCCGAGUCCGAGGGUGACUUGCUGGAGACGGGAAGGGGGGUACUUUGGGGCCGGGAAGGCCGGCCUUGCACCCCGGUCGACGGGAAGGGGGACGGCCUGGACUACGCGUCCUACUUCGCCGACGAGUCUGCGGCCAUCUUGCCGCCGCUGAGCGACCGGGGUGCCUGGGGCGUCCGCAGACCCCCGUCCCCAGAGAGUGGCGCCGCCGAGGAGUCCAGCAUUUGGGCGGCCCUGGAAGCAGGCCCCGGUGGGCGAGGCGCGCUGGCCCCUUGCUGUGUCGAAUCGCAGCCGGCUUCUGCCGCCCCUCUCCGCCGCGGUGGGACCCGGAGAAGAGGCACUAAAAGCAGGCUGGCCGUCGGCGUGGAUCCCCGGCGGCCCCCCGCCGAAGGUCUGGUUGGGCUGCCUUCCGACCCCGAGUCGUCAGAUGAGUUCAGUGAGAUGCAGCUGAUGAGGGUGAGCAUCCACCUCAAAGGAGGAGGCCAAGCCAAGCCCGUGAGCCCCGAGGAGCCUGGAGCCACACCCAGACCUUCGGGUGUCCAGCUCGCGGAAGGUUUCCUUCACAGGCCAGGCUCGCUCCUGACCUCUGCUCCCGCGGGACUCACUUCAGCCAGGGAAAGGAAGGCCGUUGGGGAGCCGGACACCCCCUCCUCGACGAGAAUGCAGAGUGCCGUCUGGGGAAAGGGAGGGAGCAGACCCAGCUGCCCAGGAGCUGCUGCAGCAGCUGUCGGGGCCCUGCCCGGGGUCCCUCCUAGGAGGAAGGGGGCCCGGGAGAAGAAAUCACCAGAGGCUGCCUCCAAGAUACCCGUGGGGAGGGCCUUUCCUCCAUGGGGGCAGAGACACUCAGCAGUUCCCCGGGAACCAGGCACCUUGCCCCCGAUCUCUGGGGUUCCACUGUUUGGGAGGUCCAAGAGACACCCCUGGCUGUCAUCGGGACCCAGACAGUCCAAGCACAGCGCCACUGGGAAGAAGGCCGGGGCGAGGAAGACAAGGGAGUCCCAGCCUGUGGCCAGAGAGGAUAAUGACCCAGACAGAGAUCCGGUCCCAAGGGCCCAACGCCCGGUACACACACCAGGGUCACCUUGCGUAUGUGGGCAUCGAGGAGAGUUCAGCAGUGGCGACCCCAACAGUAGAGGCCUUCAAGGUCCAGGAAACUCACAGCCCAUGGCCUCGAGCCAGGGAGGCGUCAUGCCAAGAAGCUCUGCACCCUCCGGUGACCAGGAGCCCCGUAUCCAUGCCCCAAGACUGGAAGGGCAGCAGCAACCACCGGGAGCACAGGGCUGUCCUCGGUGUGUCGUGUUACAGGCAGAUAUAGACGACCUCAAAGAGCAACUAGCGGCCAUGCAGUCCCUCGUUGACAAGCUCCAGGCCCUUGGACGUGAGUGUUACACAUACCAUACCCCUUCCCACAAUCCUUCCUGGUCGUUUAGGAAGCUAUGGGCUGGCUCUGGCGUGCGGCCCUUCCCUGACUCUGCUCGGUCUGACAGGUUGAACCCGGCGUCUUCAUACAAGACAAGCAACUGUCAGGAGCGUCCUGACCUCUCCCGUGGCCUGAUGCCGGUGGCCCUUCCCGCACUGUUAUUGCACAGCUCUCACCUUGGAAACUCACCAAAUCCUGUCAGUCCUCUGUCCUUCCCUCCCUCCCUGGUUUCAGUAGAGGUCUGCUGGCAGAGGCCAUAUCCCAGAGGGUGGUGCAUCAAAAGGGCGGGGCCCGGGGGCCAGGAAGGAAAGAGGGAGCAGGUUGUGUCUGGGUUGGAGGUGGGGAAGAUAAGUCUGUUGUGGUACCUCCGGCCAACUGGAGUGAAACUGCCUGCCCACUGCAGCAACUGCGGGUGGUCCAGGGAGCCGGGAUUCCGCAUCCUUCAUGUCCUGGCCAGCCAUCUGCCCCUUCUCCUGCUGGCUGGCUCCACAGACUUGGUUGAAAAUGGCCAGGUAGCUUCCAGGGCAAGUGUGGACGCCAGGCCUGAGAGUUCUUAG